AUGAAUGGAAAUAAGAGUAUUUCAAGAAAUAAUGAAAUAUUAUCCUAAAUUUUAUAAAAAGAAGCAAGAAUGAAUAGAUCAUGCAAUAAUAGAUUACCAUCUUUAUAUUAAUCUGCACGCACUCAAAGAAAUCACAUCAUGACAAAUUAACCAUAUAAAUAAUUUAGAUUAACUAGAUAUAAAAAUGAAUCAAAAAUAUUUGGAAUGUAGAUAUUAGACAUUAAGAAGAAAUAGUUAACUUCUACAACUUUACAUACACUUGAUGAAACCUUAUGA
Molecule: messenger RNA, 276 nt
Organism: Paramecium primaurelia
Lineage: Eukaryota; Ciliophora; Oligohymenophorea; Peniculida; Parameciidae
Source: the annotation of a GenBank genome assembly